Molecule: messenger RNA, 2217 nt
Organism: Alexandromys fortis (reed vole)
Lineage: Eukaryota; Metazoa; Chordata; Mammalia; Rodentia; Cricetidae
Gene: Pex14
Product: peroxisomal biogenesis factor 14
Exons: 7
Coding region: 290-1420 (376 amino acids)
Biological process (GO): protein import into peroxisome matrix, docking
Cellular component (GO): peroxisomal importomer complex; peroxisomal membrane
Molecular function (GO): signaling receptor binding
Source: RefSeq, a predicted model, not a curated record
AAAAAAAACUGUACAUGAGUUUACAAACAUAUUAACAUAUAAAUAAUGAGAAAGGUCCUAGGGAGCCUCCCAUUGUCUCUGCUGGGGGUGAACACUGGAGGGGCACUGUCCCCACAGGCUUCAUGUCGCUGUGAGGUCUUAUGGCAGCUGCUCUGGAUCCAUUGCUGGCUUCUUUGGCACCUCCAGGUUCAACUGCCAGUCUAUCUUCCACUGUGCUCAUUACGAACUGGAAACCUUGAACCUGCAGCAGUGGCAGCACUAGAGCCCGUCAUCGCUCUGGCUCAAGCUCAUGCUGAAACGGACGCUUCCUCUCCCGGCAGUGCUUCUUGUGGGCAGGCCAGUCCUUCUGCUGGCACUGAGAGCCACAAUAUCGAGCCACCUGGCAACGCCCACAGAUAUUGAACUCCCGAAGCUGCUUCUCAAUCACUGUACAAGGAGGAUAGUGACACUCAUAGUAGGACUGACAGAUGACGAGAUUGACCUGGCUUUCCAGCAGUCAGGCACUGCCACAGAUGAGCCUCCAUCCUUGGGCCUGGCUGCGCCAGUGGCUCCUAUCCAGCCCCCUCACCUCAUCCCGCAGCCAUACAGCCCCGGAGGUUCCCGAUGGCGAGAUUACGGUGCCUUGGCCAUCAUCAUGGCGGGAAUUGCAUUUGGCUUUCACCAGCUCUACAAGAAGUACCUGCUGCCCCUCAUCCUGGGAGGCCGAGAGGACAGGAAGCAGCUAGAGAGGAUGGCGGCGAGUCUCUCCGAACUGAGUGGCAGCGUGGCCCAGACAGUGACUCAGGUACAGACAACGCUGGCCUCUGUCCAAGAGCUACUGAGACAGCAGCAGCAGAAGGUCCAGGAGCUGGCCCAUGAGCUGGCCGCUGCCAAGGCCACCACGUCAACCAACUGGAUCCUGGAGUCCCAGAACAUCAAUGAGCUCAAGUCGGAAAUCAACUCCUUGAAAGGGCUUCUUCUGAAUCGGAGGCAGUUCCCUCCCUCCCCAUCAGCCCCGAAGAUCCCCUCCUGGCAGAUCCCAGUGAAGUCUCCGUCACCCUCCAGCCCCGCAGCCGUGAACCACCACAGCAGCAGUGACAUCUCCCCAGUCAGCAAUGAAUCCACAUCAUCCUCUCCUGGGAAGGAGAGCCACAGCCCUGAGGGCUCCACAGCCACAUACCACCUGCUGGGCCCCCAGGAAGAGGGUGAGGGGGUGGUAGAUGUCAAAGGCCAGGUGAGGAUGGAGGUGCAGGGUGAGGAGGAGAAGAGGGAGGACAAGGAGGACGAGGAGGAUGAGGACGACGAUGUGAGCCACGUGGAUGAGGAGGAUGUCCUCGGGGUACAGAGGGAGGACCGGCGGGGCGGGGAUGGGCAGAUCAAUGAACAGGUAGAGAAGCUGCGGCGGCCAGAGGGUGCCAGCAAUGAGAGUGAGCGAGACUAGGGCUGGCACUUGUUUGCCUGCCUUUCCAGCGACCCAGGACAUCAGUGGCAGGUGGGCAUGAGUCGUGGCUCUGCCUCCAUGAGGGUGGCCAGCAACCCAAGCAGGGAUGGGGCCGUCCUCAGAUGCAGCAGUGUGGGGUUGCAUUUCUGUUCACCAGCCUCCCAGACACCUCCCCCGGCCUCAGCCCUAGCCUUGGCCCUGGUGGCUCUGGCUUUUCACAGCCAGGCGGAGGACUCAGGAGCCUUGUGCUCAAGCCCCUGCUGAACCCCUCCUGGACAGGUGUCUUGUCCAGGUGUGUCCUCUAAGAUCUUGACUACCUGACACCGUGCAUGGCAUCUCCUGCCUCCUGUCACCUUCGUGCAGGGAGAACUAUGCCCCCCUUGGUCUUGCUGUCUCCCACUGUGCCCUGGCUGGCCUGUGGUUUCUUCUUUGCCUGUUCCAAAAGCCAGAGUCCUGGACCUGCCCUUCAUUUGUGGGCCUACCAGGACCCAGCCUCCCCACAGCCAGGUCCUGGCAGACAGAUGCUGCCCUUGGGCACCUGUCCCCAGCCCACCUGCCCUGUUGUCCUGUAUACUACACAAGAGCAUCCUCGCUUGCUGUGUUACGGUUUGGCUACUCGGUGGUGAGGCGUGCUUCUCCCUCCUGCAGUGGAGCCAGGCAGCAGGGCCUUCCUGACCAACAGCCACGUCUGCUCUUCCCACCGAGAAACACAUGUUCAUUUAUGUGAUCAUGUAUAGAUUUCAGAAUAUAAGAUAUGACUGUACAUAAUUGUAAUAAAUAUGAGUUGCCAUAUUUAA